Messenger RNA from Colletotrichum orchidophilum, 1911 nucleotides. RefSeq lists its product as uncharacterized. The record is from RefSeq and is a predicted model, not a curated record. Gene Ontology annotation, molecular function: monooxygenase activity; flavin adenine dinucleotide binding. Lineage: Eukaryota; Fungi; Ascomycota; Sordariomycetes; Glomerellales; Glomerellaceae. The transcript is spliced from 2 exons. The coding region runs from base 1 to 1911 and encodes 636 amino acids.
AUGGCAGGAAGCUUUGCGUGGAGUGAACGGAUCGAGCCGGGCUCCGUCAACCUCCCCCCCCGCGAGUAUCCCCCAUCCGUUCGCUCGACAUCGGUUGAUGCGGGGAAGGCUGCGGCAGAUGUCAUCAACGACUUCAACGCGGCACUGAGGUCCAAGGACUACCACAAACUCGCACAACUCUUCGUCUCGGACGGCUACUGGAGGGACCACCUAGCCCUAUCAUGGGACCUCCGCACCCUCAAGGGCAGGGACAAGAUCCAGAGCUUCCUGAGCGAGGCCUGCCGACUGAAGGAGGUGCAAAUUGACACCUCCACCACGCAUCGAGCACCUCACUUUGCGCCCCUUGAUGCCCACGGAAAGGUGCAAUGCCUGCAGUUCUUCCUCAAAGUGAGCACGGAUGUCGGCCCGGGCGAGGGUGUCGUGCGCAUGGUCGAGUCCGGUGACAGGUGGGAGAUCUUCACCUUCUUCACGACUUUGCGCGAAAUCGCAGGCCAUGAGGAGCCAACGCGGCACCGACGCGAGAAGGGAGUUGAUCACGUCCAGAAACGAGAGAGCAAGAACUGGAAGGAGAAGAGGGAUGAUAGCGUCAACUACGUGGACAGCGAGCCCACGGUCGUGAUUGUUGGUGCCGGCCAAGCUGGUCUCACGAUCGCCGCACGAUUGAAGAUGCUCAAGGUCAACGCCCUUGUAGUAGAUAAGCAUCAGCGCAUUGGCGACUCCUGGCGCAAGCGGUAUCACCAACUCGUCCUCCACGAUCCCGUUUGGUACGAUCACCUGCCGUACAUCAACUUCCCAAGCCAUUGGCCCGUCUUUACACCGAAAGACAAGAUGGGGGACUUCUUCGAGGCGUACGCUAGCCUUCUCGAGCUCAACGUCUGGAUGUCGACGACGCUCACAAAGUCGUCGUGGGAUGAUUCCAAGAGACAGUGGACAGUCACCCUCGAUAGGCAAAAGCCCGACGGAUCCAGAGAGACCCGAACUUUGCACCCUCGCCACGUCAUCCAAGCUACGGGUCACUCUGGCAAGAUGUUCUUCCCCAACAUCAAGGGGAUGGACAAGUUCAAGGGCGACCGCCUUUGCCACAGCUCCGAGUUCCCAGGAGCGAGGCCCAACUCCAAUGGCAAGAAGGCCAUCGUCGUUGGUUCGUGCAACUCGGGCCAUGAUAUCGCGCAGGAUUUCUACGAGCAAGGGUACGACGUCACCAUGGUACAGCGCAGCUCGACAUCCGUCGUCUCCUCAAGCUCCAUCACAGACAUUGGCCUCAAAGGCCUCUAUGACGAAGACUCCCCCCCAGUCGACGAUGCAGACCUCUGGCUGUGGAGCUUACCUGCCGAGCUGUUCAAGUCGCUCCAGGUCGGCACUACGGAAAUCCAAAACGCCAACGACGCCGAGCUUCUCUCGGGCCUCCAGAAAGCCGGGUUUAACCUGGACAUGGGACCCAGCGGCGGCGGCUUCUUCGUCAAGUAUUUCCAGCGUGGCGGUGGCUACUAUAUUGACGUUGGGUGCAGCCAGCUCAUCAUCGAUGGCGAGAUCAAGGUCAAGAGCGGGCAGGAGAUUGCAGAGGUUCUCCCGAACGGCCUCCGGUUCGCAGACGGCUCGGAGCUGCCGGGCGACGAAAUCAUCUUCGCGACGGGAUACCAAAACAUGCGCACCGAGGCGCGCAACAUCUUUGGCGACGAACUCGCUGAUCGCGUCGGCGAUGUGUGGGGGUGGGACGAGGAGGGCGAGUUCAGGACCAUGUGGCGUCCCACUGGGCACCCCGGCUUCUGGUUCAUGGGGGGCAAUCUCGCGAUAUGCCGGUAUUACUCCAAGAUUCUGGCGUUGCAGAUCAAAGCGGUGGAAGAGGGCAUCGACCAGAACAAGAGCCAGACCAAGACAUUGGGAACGGCGGGAGGCGUUUCCAAGCUGUGA